AUGGACGCAUCAAGGACCCCCGACACCUUCAACUUGUCACGUAAUCGCGUCCGUGUGAAUGAGCUUAAUGAGGAGGAGGAGCUCGCCAACGCGGCGUAUGUGGAGAAGCACAACCUGCAGUGCCUCUUCUCGGAGAUGGCUGAGCUGCUCUCGGAGAAGGAUCCGAAAACAGAAUUUGAGGCCGAACGCAUUCUAUUGGAUUUCCUGUCUCAUCGUAAGGCGGAACGCGACCGUGCGGCUCUGCGGCUUCAGUUUAAUCACUCCUUUGAGGUGAACCUUGACAACGGACGUAAAAUUAUGAAGCUGCAGCUGGGUCAAGAGACUUCCACGCUUCAGUUGGAGCAAAAGGGCCGUGCGUGGAAGAUGGAUGAGGCGUUCGCUAUUUCAUUGGAGCAAGCGGAGGAGUUAACGGAGAUGUUUUACGAACUGGGCCGUUUUGUUGUGGAAGGGACGAAAGGGGAACAGGGAGGAUUCAUUAGUAUCGAUGAGCGGGAUGUGUAUUUGCUCGCCGCAGGAAAGGAAUGUGCGGAGGCUGGAGACGAGCUCUUUAAUUUGGCGAUGCUUUUCAACAUGGACCGGGGGAAGAAGUUGGAUCCGACUUCUGGGGAGGCAUAG
Trypanosoma conorhini is the source of this 615-nucleotide messenger RNA. RefSeq lists its product as uncharacterized. Lineage: Eukaryota; Euglenozoa; Kinetoplastea; Trypanosomatida; Trypanosomatidae. The record is from RefSeq and is a predicted model, not a curated record. The transcript has a single exon. Bases 1 to 615 code for a protein of 204 amino acids.